UUUUGCCUUGUGAAAAAGUGAAAUAAAUUCGCUGUUUGUUUUUCUUUUCUGUUGUUCUCUGGUUUUUAAUUCUGGACUGAUCGUUUGGCUGAUUCCAAAAGCUUUGUACUAUGGUUAAAAUGGUGUGGGAGAGAGUAGCAUGCUGAUCGUUUUAUGAUACUUAAUGGAGAUUACACCACUUUCCAAAUUGUCUAAUUUGAAGGAAUGCUGAAAACUUGUCAGUUCUAUUGUAAAAUUGAUCCUUUUUGUUCCAGAGAGGCAUGUGUGAAAGGGUUAGCUUGCCAUCUGUUUGAUGUAGGAGUGUGAAUAAAUUAUGUAGAUCGCGGGGCAUUGCAGCCAAUGGGCUAAGCCUGGACUCUCGGUAGAGGAAGAUAGUUAAUAGGCUGCCCGCCGCUCUGGAUUGCUGCAUAAAUGCUGGGAGCAGCAGCUCUAUGGUUAUGAGGUGGGCCGAGCGGGAUGACGUCAUCGCCCGGGAGCUGCUGCAGGAUGGAGUGGAGAGCUGCUGCUGAUGGCAUUGUUUUUGUGGCCGCAUCUGAAUGACAGAUCCUCACUACAAAGAUAGCCCUUUGGCCCCCCGUGUAGGCCUCCUGGUCCGGGUGUUUCACCAUGCCAGCGCAGCGCCAUGAGUCCUGGAUGCAUGCUGCUGUUGGUGUUUGGCUUUGUUGGCGGGGCGGUGGUCAUUAAUUCGGCUAUAUUAGUAUCGCUGUCUGUUUUACUGCUCGUGCACUUUUCUUUUUCUACCGGUGUGCCAGCUCUGACGCAGAACCUGCCAAGGAUACUCAGAAAAGAACGCCCUAUAUCACUAGGGCUCUUCCCUCUGCCUGCUGGGGAUGGACUGCUCACACCUGAUGCUCAGAAAGGCGGCGAGACCCCUGGAUCAGAGCAGUGGAAGUUUCAAGAACUGAGUCAGCCACGAUCUCAUACCAGCCUUAAGGAUGAACUUUCUGAUGUUAGCCAAAGUGGAUCUAAAGUUACCACUCCAGCAUCAACAGCUAAUUCAGAUGUGGCAACAAUUCCUACUGAUACUCCCUUGAAAGAAGACAACGAAGCAUCUGUGAAGGUUACAGAUACACCAACUAAGUCAGAGAUAAGCAAGCACAUUGAAGUACAGGUAGCCCAAGAAACUAGAAAUGUGUCUACAGGCUCUGUUGAAAAUGAGGAGAAAUCAGAGGUUCAGGCAAUCAUCGAGUCUACUCCUGAGUUGGAUAUGGACAAAGAGCUCAGCGGAUAUAAGGGUUCAAGCACUCCCACCAAAGGCAUAGAGAACAAAGCUUUUGAUCGCAAUACUGAAUCUCUCUUUGAAGAACUGUCUUCAGCUGGCUCCGGCCUAAUUGGAGAUGUGGAUGAAGGAGCUGACUUACUAGGAAUGGGUCGUGAAGUUGAGAAUCUUAUAUUAGAAAAUACACAACUGUUGGAAACCAAAAAUGCUUUGAAUGUAGUGAAGAAUGAUUUAAUAGCAAAAGUGGAUGAACUCACCUGUGAGAAAGAUGUGCUGCAAGGGGAGCUGGAGGCGGUGAAGCAAGCCAAACUGAAGCUAGAGGAAAAGAACAAAGAAUUGGAGGAAGAGCUUAGGAAAGCUCGUGCAGAAGCUGAAGAUGCAAGGCAAAAAGCAAAAGAUGAUGAUGAUAGUGAUAUUCCUACAGCACAGAGGAAGCGCUUUACCAGGGUAGAAAUGGCCCGAGUUCUCAUGGAGAGGAACCAGUAUAAAGAAAGAUUGAUGGAGCUUCAAGAAGCUGUUCGAUGGACAGAGAUGAUUCGGGCAUCACGAGAAAAUCCAGCCAUGCAGGAAAAAAAAAGGUCAAGCAUCUGGCAAUUUUUCAGCAGACUUUUCAGCUCUUCAAGUAACACGACCAAGAAGCCGGAGCCACCAGUGAAUCUGAAGUACAACGCACCCACCUCUCACGUUACUCCCUCGGUCAAGAGAAGAAGCAGCACCUUGUCCCAGCUCCCCGGGGAUAAGUCCAAAGCCUUUGACUUCCUCAGCGAAGAAACUGAAGCCAGUUUAGCGUCACGCAGAGAACAGAAGAGAGAACAGUAUCGCCAGGUGAAGGCUCAUGUUCAGAAGGAGGAUGGCAGAGUGCAAGCCUUUGGCUGGAGUCUACCUCAGAAGUAUAAGCAGGUAACCAAUGGCCAAGGGGAAAAUAAGAUGAAAAAUUUACCCGUCCCUGUCUAUCUCAGGCCUCUGGAUGAAAAAGAUGCAUCAAUGAAGCUGUGGUGUGCUGUCGGAGUCAACCUGUCUGGUGGGAAGACCAGAGACGGCGGCUCUGUCGUUGGAGCAAGUGUGUUUUACAAGGAUGUUGCUGGUCUGGAAACAGAAGGCAGUAAGCAGCGCAGCGCCUCUCAGAGUAGUUUAGAUAAGUUAGAUCAGGAGCUGAAGGAACAGCAGAAGGAGUUAAAGAAUCAAGAAGAAUUAUCCAGUCAAGUCUGGAUCUGUACCAGCACCCAUUCAGCUACAAAAGUUAUCAUCAUUGAUGCUAUUCAGCCAGGCAACAUCCUAGACAGUUUCACUGUUUGCAAUUCUCAUGUUCUGUGCAUCGCAAGUGUACCAGGAGCGCGAGAAACGGACUACCCUGCAGGAGAAGAGCUCUCCGAGUCUGGGCAGGUGGACAAAGCAUCUCUGUGUGGGAGCAUGACAAGCAACAGCUCAGCAGAGACAGACAGCCUCCUGGGGGGCAUUGCGGUGGUUGGGUGCUCCACGGAAAGUGCCACGGGAGCUGCUGCCUCCCCCAGUCCCAGCAGGGCCUCCCCGGUGGUAGAGAAAGCACCAGAAAUGGAAGCAGAAAAUACUGAGGUCGAUGAAAAUGUGCCGACAGCAGAAGAAGCGACUGAAGCCACGGAAGGCAGCGCGGGCUCAGCGGAGGACGCCGCGGACGUCUCCCAGCCCGGCGUGUACACGGAGCACGUCUUCACAGAUCCUUUGGGAGUACAAAUCCCGGAAGACCUCUCUCCAGAGUAUCACUCAAGUAAUGACUCUGAUGGCUAUAAAGACCAAAUAUCAGUGUUGCAAAAUGAACAAGAUCUCGUGAGAGAAGAAGCCCAGAAGAUGAGUAGCCUUUUACCAACAAUGUGGCUUGGAGCUCAAAAUGGCUGUUUGUACGUCCAUUCAUCUGUAGCCCAGUGGAGGAAAUGUCUCCAUUCCAUUAAGCUUAAAGAUUCAAUUCUCAGUAUUGUACAUGUGAAAGGAAUUGUGUUAGUGGCCCUGGCUGACGGCACUCUCGCCAUCUUUCACAGGGGAGUUGACGGACAGUGGGACCUGUCGAACUAUCACCUCUUAGACCUUGGCCGGCCUCACCAUUCCAUUCGCUGUAUGACUGUGGUGCACGACAAAGUCUGGUGUGGCUAUAGGAACAAAAUCUAUGUGGUUCAGCCAAAGGCCAUGAAGAUAGAGAAGUCAUUUGAUGCACACCCCAGGAAGGAGAGCCAAGUGCGGCAGCUCGCGUGGGUGGGCGACGGCGUGUGGGUGUCCAUUCGCUUGGAUUCCACUCUCCGUCUCUAUCACGCACACACUUACCAGCAUCUACAGGAUGUGGACAUCGAGCCUUAUGUAAGCAAAAUGCUAGGUACUGGGAAACUGGGCUUCUCCUUCGUGAGGAUCACAGCUCUUAUGGUGUCUUGCAAUCGUUUGUGGGUGGGGACAGGAAACGGUGUCAUUAUCUCCAUCCCAUUGACAGAAACCGUAAUCCUCCACCAGGGACGUUUACUGGGGCUGAGGGCAAACAAAACCUCAGGAGCCCCAGGAAAUCGUCCUGGCAGUGUAAUCCGUGUAUAUGGUGAUGAAAAUAGCGACAAAGUGACUCCAGGGACUUUCAUACCCUACUGCUCAAUGGCCCACGCACAACUCUGCUUCCAUGGACACCGGGAUGCUGUCAAAUUCUUUGUGGCAGUUCCAGGCCAAGUCAUCAGUCCACAGAGUGGCAGUUCCGGCACAGAUCUGACGGGGGACAAGGCAGGGCCACCUGCGCAGGAGCCUGGCAGUCAGACGCCCUUGAAGUCGAUGCUUGUCAUCAGCGGAGGAGAGGGCUACAUUGACUUCCGCAUGGGUGAUGAAGGUGGAGAAUCAGAACUUCUCGGAGAGGAUCUUCCACUUGAGCCUUCCGUCACCAGAGCAGAGAGGAGUCACUUGAUAGUGUGGCAAGUGAUGUAUGGCAGCGAGUGAGCCCACAGGAAACAGGUGGAGACUGGAGCGCCGCCUCUCCUGCAUGGUUUCAUUCCCCUCUCCCUUUUAUUUAAUGCUCUUUUUUUUUUUAAUAAGUUUCACCGUAUGCGCGAGCAUCGUUCCCCGUUAACUGUAUUACAGAUCUGUCCUGCCGUAACAGCACAGAGGAGCUGGCGCUGACUGCACCAGUGUUAGAGGUGACCGCAGUAGGCUGUGCACACGUCAGAGAACGUUUACUUUGAGUAAACUGGUGACAGAGAAAGCAAUCCAAGUGUGGUCAGGUCUACCACAGUUUAAUGUCGCUUCGUUUGAUGGGGUAACAUUUUAGCUGUCACUAAUAACGGAAUUAAUGGAAAACACUUGAUAAAUGAAACUGUACCAUUAAGUACAAUAGCAAGGUUUGCCCUGAUGUAUUAUAAUUGACACACACUAAUAUCAGGUGGAUCAUCAGGAUUUAUCUAAAUGUCCCAAGAGGGCAAAAAGAUAACUGUAACUUACUUUCACUUUCACUUUCAAAUAUGACAAAUCCUGUUUAUAUGGUAUAUAAGACUUUGUUUUCAUCAGAUUUGGGGGGGUUUUAUAUUAAAGAAACUAAGACUACACUAUUUAAAUAAAAGUUUCCUGUUUCUGACUUACUAGAGCUCUAAAGUUUACGAGGCCUGCUUCUCUGACUUAUUUUGUUUGGUUUUGUGAGACCAGUCUCACGCAUUUUCAUCCUGCCAUAUCCAGGAGGUUCCAAGAUGCUCUGGGAAGUUAGAAGACACGUCAGCCCUGGGAGGAUCUUUUUUUUUUUUUUUUUAAAGGAAACUGUGUUUUGUGUUUCUCGUACCUGAAGGUGGUGGUGGUCGACUGAGUUAUUUCCAUGUGAGAAAGUCUCCUGCUUGCCCAGUGUUCCGGCUCUGACCUGUCAGAGCUGUAGCGAGGGAUCUGAGCUGGCCAACUGAGUCACGGCUUUGGUAUUAAAAACUCAUUCUCUUUUGUUCUGUAUAAAAUUGCAGAAGAGCCAGUGCUUGGUAUUUUGUAUGUAAAUGACACCUGCAAGCUUUUGCAGCCUUUUGACCUUAACACGUCAUCUUCAAAGGGAGCGUCUGUAAAGGGCUGGAGACAGAGUCAGGAUGCUGCACAGGCGGAGCUAACAGCCUUUCACUCAUACUGCUCAUUUGGGGGGAAAAAAUGAUAAGUCCAGUUUUUUAACUUGUUUUUUGUUGGCGUUGUUGUUAUUUGUUUAAUUGAGAUGUUAAGAAGCAUUAUACUGCAGUUUUGUUUUGUUUUUACCUCUUCGGCUUCUUGAGAAUGUGUGAUUUACUAUCCCUUACCCAUUGUUCUAACUAAAACUAUGAUAGUUUUAAAAAAUAUAAACCUAAUAGAUAAGAGACCCACAGUCAUUAGAAACACACGUUUCAAGUUGUCUGGGCAUUCUCAAGUACUAGGGAGGUGGUUUUUUCGGUUUUUUUUUCCCUAAACUGCCAUACAAAUGUACUUGUAAAAAGUAUGCCAGCGACACACCUCAUUGGAAGUAUACACACAUGGGAUUUAAUGAGCCAGAGGAGGCCCCGUGUGUCUUUAGGCAUAUUUUGUGCACAGUAAAAAUGUGGUCACUAUGUUUUAGAAAAAGAGGAACUGUAUCAAAAGGCCAGUUUUUUGCUUGAGCGACCUGGCCACUGUCCCCAAGGCAUCAGCACCUGGAUCAUCUCUCCAUAGCUUAUUAGCUAUGUUUUUGUUUUAUUUUAUUUAAACUCUAAACCAUUUUUGGUGACACCUAAAAAAUGCCAUGAUUAAACCUUUGUUGGAAAUGUUGCAUAAAAAUCACAAGAAAGAGACACCAAAGGGUUUGGGAUUUGAAUCCCAAGAAGCAGACAGCCUUUUACAUUUUUAUGUGACCAAAUGUAACUUAGGAAUUCAGGAGUUACAGGUGAAAGGGCAGGUGUAUCAUGAUGGCUGUCAUUGUUCCCUUUAAACUUCCUGGCUUUAGCUUGGGGAGUAUGGGUGGAGCUUUUUCUAUCUGAAGUGGUCCGGUCAUCUGUGGCCCUGUUGGUUAGCUUCAGGGGCUGGAGUCAGGACGGAGAGGCCUGCACAGUUCACUAAAGACUCAUCCUUGUGUUGGUCACUGCAGUUAACUAUUUUCUACGCAUUGCUUCCCUUCUCCUUUGCCCAGUUACAACCAGCUUAAAUUCUUGCACUGCUCACGCUGGUGAGAAUGGCAGCCUGUGGGAGAAAAUGUCACAGCGUCAGACUGUGUGCCUCACGUCCCCCUGUCCCUCGUAGGCCCAUGGCCUUCGGGGUGGGCUUCUCCUAAGGGAAGUCCCCCACCCACCCCAUCCGCAGAAGGAUACGCACGUUGCUGCGCUUGCGGUCUUCGCGAGGGGGAAGCUGUGAACACGCCAGUCUGAACACGGCCGAGGGCACGAGCAGCAGUCCGUCUGAUCCGUCCCAGCCCAAAGCAAAGGGAGAACAGUCUCCAGGAACUGUUUGGAGAGUGUUUUUCUGUAGCUGGCGUGUAUCUAAGUUUUUAAAAUAGAAAUGAAUCUUUUAAUAGCUGCAGCUAGUUGAGAAUGCAAAACAUUUUGAGCACAAAAUAUGCAGCACAUAACUUUUCAGAUGAAGUGUGUUUGCAUAGAAAAGGUUACCGCGCAUUCUCUGGGUUGGCGGCUUGCUCAUUUCCUGUAAAGGGUGUCCCGUGUCCGCAGACAGACCCUUCAGCUUAGGCUGUCCUAGCACGAAGCAAGACAAGCUGUGUCCUGGCGUCAGCUGGCCUCACAUGCCGUGGAACUGACUCUUGAUUUCCGUCUGAGUAUUAUGGUCGCUACCAAAGGACCCAGCUGGACAGCCUGCGUGGGUGCUGUCGGCACAGGGCCUCCUUGCGGGGAGGCGCAGAGGACAUUCGAUACGGAAAUCAUCAAUGCUUUUCUAACAGGGUCAUGCUAUUCUGUAACACUAAAUGUCUUUCUUUCUCUUUUGAUUUAAUAGUAAUUUUGUCAUCUACUUCUUGAUAUUUGAAUAUAUUUUAAUCAUCUUAUGUUCUCCAUUUGUUUUUGUCCUAGACAUUUUAUCGACAACUUUGCCUGCCUCUGUAAAAUUGGAUUUCAGAGUUUUCUCUUAAGAGGUUGAGGCUUCCUUGCUGUGAGCAAAGCAGCUCACUUAGCAAUGUAGUUAUUUCAGUAUUUAUUUCUAUUAUGGAAUCCCUGGGGUUCGGAAUGUAACUUUGUAUAUGAAAAAAUAUAUAAAUAUGU
Messenger RNA from Ochotona curzoniae (black-lipped pika), 7386 nucleotides. It is a transcript of the gene SPAG9, whose product is annotated as sperm associated antigen 9. The transcript has 27 exons. Gene Ontology annotation, molecular function: kinesin binding; signaling receptor complex adaptor activity; JUN kinase binding. Gene Ontology annotation, cellular component: cytoplasm. Lineage: Eukaryota; Metazoa; Chordata; Mammalia; Lagomorpha; Ochotonidae. The coding region runs from base 623 to 4156 and encodes 1177 amino acids. Gene Ontology annotation, biological process: vesicle-mediated transport. The record is from RefSeq and is a predicted model, not a curated record.